Molecule: messenger RNA, 1823 nt
Organism: Rana temporaria (common frog)
Lineage: Eukaryota; Metazoa; Chordata; Amphibia; Anura; Ranidae
Gene: YWHAZ
Product: tyrosine 3-monooxygenase/tryptophan 5-monooxygenase activation protein zeta
Exons: 6
Coding region: 152-892 (246 amino acids)
Biological process (GO): signal transduction
Cellular component (GO): cytoplasm
Source: RefSeq, a predicted model, not a curated record
AUUGGAGGAAACCCCGUGGAUUCGGUUAGAGCUUUGAGCGCUCGGAAGAGGACCGGACUCUCCUCCCAGCGGCAGCAGCCAGAGAGACGCGCAUUCCGCCCAGCCCGGGGACCCCGACCGCCAGCAGCUCUCCACCACAGAACCAUUAGCCAUGGAUAAAAACGAGCUGGUCCAGAAAGCCAAAUUGGCUGAGCAGGCAGAGAGGUACGAUGACAUGGCAGGCUGCAUGAAACGAGUGACGGAAGAAGGCGCUGAACUAUCCAAUGAGGAGAGGAACCUUCUCUCGGUGGCCUACAAAAAUGUAGUAGGUGCACGCCGGUCGUCCUGGAGAGUCGUCUCUAGUAUUGAGCAAAAGACAGAAGGCAGUGAUAAAAAACAGCUGAUGGCUCGGGAGUACAGAGAGAAGAUCGAGACCGAGCUGAGAGAUAUUUGUAACGAUGUGCUGUUACUUCUGGACAAACACUUGAUCGCCAAUGCAUCCCAACCAGAGAGUAAAGUCUUCUACUUGAAAAUGAAGGGAGACUACUACCGUUACUUGGCUGAAGUAGCUGCUGGAGACGAUAAAAAAACAAUUGUGGAGCAGUCUCAGCAGGCAUACCAGAAUGCUUUUGACAUCAGCAAAAUGGAGAUGCAACCAACACAUCCCAUAAGGCUGGGCUUGGCUCUGAACUUCUCUGUCUUCUAUUACGAGAUCCUGAACUCCCCGGAAAAGGCGUGCUCUCUGGCAAAAACCGCUUUUGAUGAAGCUAUUGCCGAACUCGAUACCCUGAGCGAAGAAUCAUACAAAGACAGCACAUUAAUAAUGCAAUUACUGAGAGACAAUCUGACAUUGUGGACCUCAGACAAUACAGGAGAGGAAGGUGACGGACCAGAAUGCCCUGAAAAUAAUUAAUCGGCCUUUCUUUUCUGUCUGCCUCAUUCUAAAAUUUCCACAAUAGACCAUUGUCAUCCUUACUGUCCCACACAUAGGUUUAUUUUUUUUAUUUUAUUUUUUUUGUUUACAAUUAUGAAAGGUUUAUGUUACUUCUAUUUGGAUUUCUAUAUUUCCCAUGUGGUUUGUGUUAAAUAGGGAGUAGGGCCAGUUAACAUUUUGGGGAGUCAAUUUUUUUUUCCAGCCUCAUAAUGUGACCAAUAUGGGGACUAUGGAAUUUUUAUACAGGUUUUAAAUGUUUGGCACAGUACUUCUGGUACAUUUGUAGGUUACCACAGGCCUAAUGUUUAAUCAAAUUCCCAUAUUUAAAGGUGACCAACUUGUGUAUUUCUGUAACUCCAAAAAAAAAGGGGGGGGCAUUUGGUUAGCGCUGUGGGUGGAGACCAUACACUCCUCCCUAUAGCACAGCCAUACAUAUUCAUUGAGUGAUUCCUGUGAUAGCCAAUCAAAAUUACGAGUGCAAAACGGUUCACAUUCCAUUCUCACAGUUUAGCUAACGUUUGCUUUUGUUUGUUGCUAUUCUCCAUUUUAUUUGUAUUUAAAUUGUUUAAAACGACCUAAGAUCAAAAAAAAGAGAAGUACUUGAUACAUUAAAGAUACGUACAUGCUUGGUAUCCCUAUAUAUAUCAAGCAUAGCCGAAAAAAAAGAAAACCCAUAUAUUUAACUUUUUAGUUUUAUUUUUUGUUUUUGAUACUUGCCUAACAUGCAUGUGGCUGUAAAAAUACAAUACAAUAUAGUUAGCAGGGGAAAUAACUUGAGAUGAUGGAUAGCUUUGUUUAAUGUCUUAUGAAAUUUUCAUGAACAAUCCAAGCAUAAUUGUUAAAGAACAUGUGUAAUAAGUUGAUGUAAGUGGAAUAAAAGUUUUAUGAAUGGACUUUUCAACUACUAAAA